UUUCAAUAGUUUUAAUUUAUAAAAUUUUAAUCAUAUUGGAUUAUAAUAAACUUAUUUUUUAAACAUUUUUCAAAUCAUAGUUGUUUUUAUAAACUCUUCUAUAGGAUGAGAGAGAUCGUACACAUUCAAGCUGGUCAAUGUGGUAACCAAAUUGGUGCCAAAUUUUGGGAAGUCAUAUCUGACGAGCAUGGCAUAGAUUCCAGCGGUAUAUACCACGGUGACUCAGACCUUCAGUUGGAGCGGAUUGACGUCUUCUACAACGAAGCCACCGGAGGAAGAUAUGUACCAAGAGCAGUUUUGGUGGAUCUAGAGCCCGGUACUAUGGACUCGGUAAGAUCAGGCACCUACGGCGAGCUCUUCAGGCCAGACAACUUCGUCUUCGGACAAUCUGGAGCAGGAAACAACUGGGCCAAGGGUCACUACACAGAGGGAGCUGAGCUUGUCGACUCAGUCUUAGAUGUCGUGAGAAAGGAGGCAGAGAACUGUGACUGCUUACAAGGAUUCCAAGUAACACACUCACUUGGAGGAGGUACCGGAUCAGGUAUGGGAACACUAUUGAUCAGCAAGAUCAGAGAAGAGUUCCCAGACAGAAUCAUGGAGACCUUUUCAGUAUUCCCAAGUCCCAAGGUCAGUGACACUGUCGUCGAGCCCUACAACGCAACACUCUCAGUUCACCAACUCGUCGAGAACAGUGACGAGGUCCAGGUCAUAGAUAACGAGGCCUUGUACGACAUUUGCUUCAGAACCCUGAAGCUCACCACUCCAACCUACGGAGACUUAAAUCAUCUCGUUUCAGCCGCAAUGAGUGGUGUCACCUGCUCACUCAGGUUCCCAGGACAACUAAACUCCGAUUUACGUAAACUGGCUGUCAACUUGAUCCCAUUCCCAAGGCUCCACUUCUUCAUGAUUGGUUUCGCACCACUCACCAGCAGAGGAAGCCAGCAAUACAGAGCACUCACCGUCGCAGAGCUCACCCAGCAGAUGUUCGACGCCAAGAAUAUGAUGUGCGCCAGUGACCCAAGAAGAGGCCGCUACUUGACAGCAUGCGCCAUGUUCAGAGGAAGAAUGAGCACCAAGGAAGUCGACGAGCAGAUGAGCAAUGUUCAGAACAAGAACAGCAGCUACUUCGUCGAGUGGAUCCCACACAACACCAAGUCCAGUGUUUGUGACAUCCCACCAAAGGGACUUAAGAUGUCAGUUACCUUCGUCGGUAACUCGACGGCAAUCCAAGAUAUGUUCAAGAGGGUUUCUGAGCAAUUUACGGCCAUGUUCAGGAGAAAGGCCUUCUUGCAUUGGUAUACAGGAGAGGGUAUGGACGAGAUGGAAUUUACAGAAGCAGAAUCUAACAUGAACGACCUGGUUUCAGAGUACCAACAGUACCAAGAAGCCACAACCAAUGACGACGAUGACGACCUUGACUAUGAAUGAAUUUAGUAUUAUUAUUGAUUAAUUAAUGGUUAGUAAACAAAUUAUUAAGGAUAAGAAAGUUUUAAACUACUCACUGACUUUUGGAUCACUAGCAUUCGUUGUGAUUUUUUCUGCUUCAGCAGUCCUUAUAUUGUAUAAUAUAAGGGGGUAUCUCUAAUUUGGUUACGUUCAUAAAAAAGAUUCUGUAAAUAAAGCUUAAAAAAUGGUAUUAAUGUAGUUUGGUCGACUACAGCCAACGGGUAAUUCUUGAAUGUUCCGGUAUUCGAACUUUUCAAGUUUAAUUUGAUGUAUAAUUUUA
Messenger RNA from Theileria parva strain Muguga, 1726 nucleotides. RefSeq names its product tubulin subunit beta. Gene Ontology annotation, biological process: microtubule cytoskeleton organization; mitotic cell cycle. The transcript is spliced from 2 exons. Gene Ontology annotation, molecular function: structural constituent of cytoskeleton; GTP binding; GTPase activity. Lineage: Eukaryota; Apicomplexa; Aconoidasida; Piroplasmida; Theileriidae. Gene Ontology annotation, cellular component: cytoplasm; microtubule. Bases 106 to 1428 code for a protein of 440 amino acids. The record is from RefSeq and is a predicted model, not a curated record.